AUGUCGGAAGCCCCAGGGAUGGACGCGGCAGCUCUGUCUGCUCGAAGCGGAAAAUACACAGUGUCACCGGUCGGCAGUGAAAAAGAGAGUAAAUUUCAUUUUGAUGGCGGUGAUAAGUACUAUUACAAUGGCGAUGUGAACAGUGUGGCCUCCACCCGGUCGGAAGCAUUCUCUGGAUACAACACGCUGGACACUCCACCAAACUAUCAGUUCUACAGUAACACCGAAGUGCACGGCAGGUCCCGCAAGGCGAGACCUUCUCUCUUCCAGCUUCACUCCAUCCUUCAGGAGGAUGGGUUAGCACCUCCACUGUACGAGGAGGCCAAUGGCAUACCCCAUGGGGACAGCUCGGAGGAUGAGGAGGAAACGGAGCCGCCAGUUGAGCCGACCCGGUUUGGGUGGGUGCAAGGGGUUAUGGUCCGAUGCAUGCUCAACAUCUGGGGCGUGAUCCUCUAUCUACGGCUGCCCUGGAUCACCGCGCAGGCAGGAAUAGGACUUACCUGGAUCAUCAUUCUACUCUCCUCCUGCAUCACUGGCAUCACAGGCUUGUCCACCUCUGCCAUUGCCACCAAUGGCAAGGUCAAAGGAGGCGGCACAUACUUCCUAAUCUCUCGCAGCUUGGGCCCUGAGCUUGGUGGCUCCAUUGGGCUCAUUUUUGCCUUUGCCAAUGCAGUGGCUGUAGCCAUGCACACAGUGGGUUUCGCUGAGACCGUCCAAGUACUCAUGCAAGAGAAUGGCGCGAUGAUGGUUGACCGCCUUAACGACAUCCGCAUCAUCGGGGUGAUCACGGUCACCUGCCUUCUGGCCAUCUCACUGGCUGGCAUGGAAUGGGAGUCCAAGGCCCAAGUCCUCUUCUUCCUGGUUAUCAUGGUCUCCUUUGCUAGCUACAUUGUGGGCACCAUCAUCCCAGCCACACCCCAGAAGCAAUCCAAGGGUUUCUUCAGUUACAAAGCUGACAUUUUUGCCGCCAACUUCGUACCUGGAUGGCGAGGAGCAGAAGGCAGCUUCUUCAGCAUGUUCUCCAUCUUCUUCCCCUCAGCCACAGGCAUUCUGGCUGGUGCCAACAUCUCCGGAGACCUUAAGGACCCGGCUGUUGCUAUUCCUAGAGGAACCCUCUUGGCAAUUUUCUGGACAACAAUGUCUUACCUCAUCAUCUGUGUUACCAUUGGGUCUUGUGUUGUCCGUGACGCAUCGGGGAACUUAAAUGACAGUUUAGCCAUCUCCAAUUCUACCAGCUGCGUAGGAUUAGCAUGCCGCUAUGACUGGGAUUUCAGCGAAUGCAUCAACAACAGGACCUGCACCUAUGGCAUCAUUAACUAUUACCAGAGCAUGAGCAUGGUAUCAGCCUUUGGGCCCCUCAUCACUGCUGGCAUCUUUGGAGCCACUCUGUCCUCGGCCCUCGCUUGCCUUGUCUCGGCCCCCAAAGUCUUCCAGUGCCUCUGCAAAGACAACCUGUAUCCAGGAAUUGGCUUCUUUGGGAAAGGAUAUGGGAAGAACGAUGAGCCAAUCAGAGGCUACCUGCUGGCUUACAUCAUCGCCGUCUGCUUCAUUCUCAUUGCUGAGCUGAACACCAUUGCUCCGAUCAUUUCCAACUUCUUCCUGUGCUCCUACGCCCUCAUCAACUUCAGCUGCUUCCACGCCUCUGUCACAAACUCCCCAGGCUGGCGUCCGUCCUUCCGCUACUACAGCAAGUGGACAUCGCUGGUGGGCGCCAUAGUGUCCGUGGUCAUCAUGUUCUUGCUGACCUGGUGGGCAGCACUCAUUGCCAUCGGCAUCAUUCUCUUCCUGCUGGCGUAUGUGCUGUACAAAAAACCCAAUGUGAACUGGGGUUCUUCAGUGCAGGCCAGUUCUUAUAACAUGGCGCUGUCUCACUCAGUGGGCCUCAACCACAUUGAAGACCACAUUAAGAACUACAGGCCACAGUGCCUGGUCCUCAGUGGCCCACCCAGCUCCAGGCCUGCCAUGGUGGACUUUGUCAGCACCUUCACCAAGAACCUGAGCCUGAUGAUGUGCGGGAACGUGGUCACUGGCGGCCCCUCUACCGCAGCCACAGAGGCAGCAUGCAGCAGUAGUCAUGUGACGUGGCUGAACAAACGGCAGGUCAAGUCUUUUUACCGCGGUGUGGUCGCAGAUGACCUGCGCUCAGGAGUGCAGAUGCUCCUGCAGGCAACAGGGUUGGGUCGGAUCAAGCCCAACGUGCUGGUGCUGGGGUUCAAAAAGAACUGGCGGAAGGACCGGCCAUGCUGUCUGGAGAAUUAUAUUGGCAUUAUACAUGAUGCCUUUGACCUGCAGUUCGGGGUGUGUAUCUUGCGCAUGAAAGAGGGCCUGGACAUGUCUUCAACCAUGCAAACGCAUGUGAACCCUGGGUUUGAGAUGAGCAUUGAGCAGGGCCAUAGCAACGGAGGCCUGUCGAUGCCCCAAGAAGGGAAAACACUGGACACCGACAUCUCAGACACCAUACCCCAGCUCCGUACCGUGUUCCAAUCCAGGCAAGGAAAGAAGACCAUUGACGUGUACUGGCUCUCCGAUGAUGGAGGCCUCACACUGCUUCUCCCGUACCUCCUGACCCGGAAGAAGCGCUGGGGGAGGUGUAAGGUGCGAGUAUUUGUCGGGGGCGACAUCCAGCAGAUGGAUGAGCAGAAGAAGGAGAUGCUGGCCCUCUUGAACAAGUUCCGUCUUGGUUUCCAUGAAGUCCAGGUGCUCACUGACAUUAAUGAGAAACCACGGCCUGAACAUGUAAAGAGGUUCGAGGAGCUAUUGGCACCUUACAAGCUGAGCGCCAAGCACAAGGACGAGCAAUCAGACGGCUUGCUCAGCGAGAGCUGCCCCUGGACGGUAUCUGAUGAGGACUUGGAGAGAAACAAGGCCAAGUCCCUUCGACAGAUCCGUCUGAAUGAAAUUUUACUGGAUUACUCCAGAGAUGCAGCACUGAUUAUAACAACUAUGCCUGUGGGACGGAGGGGGGCGUGUCCCAGCGCCCUCUACAUGGCCUGGCUGGACAUCCUGUCUUGUGACCUCCGACCCCCUGUCCUGCUGGUCAGAGGAAACCAGGAGAAUGUACUUACUUUCUACUGCCAGUAGCCCAUGUCUGCUCAGUUUUUCUUCUGUCUGUUGAUUUUAGUGUGAGAAAUGUUUAGCACUUUGAG
This is a messenger RNA of Scleropages formosus (Asian bonytongue), 3146 nucleotides long. It is a transcript of the gene slc12a3, whose product is annotated as solute carrier family 12 member 3. The coding region runs from base 1 to 3081 and encodes 1026 amino acids. Gene Ontology annotation, molecular function: sodium:potassium:chloride symporter activity. Lineage: Eukaryota; Metazoa; Chordata; Actinopteri; Osteoglossiformes; Osteoglossidae. Gene Ontology annotation, cellular component: apical plasma membrane. The transcript has 26 exons. The record is from RefSeq and is a predicted model, not a curated record. Gene Ontology annotation, biological process: potassium ion import across plasma membrane; chloride transmembrane transport; cell volume homeostasis.